AUGAAACGAAGUAGCAGUUUGCCGCAGUUUAAUGCUACUGUAUUCGUUAAAGAAUGCAGGCCUGAAGCAAACUAUGAGAAUCAGUCAUCAAAACAUGAACGGCCAAUAAAUGCAAAGGGAUACGGUGGACGUUACAGUUUAAAUAAGGCGAAAAAUUGUGGAAAGUAUUAUAAUGAGAACAUUCAAGAUCGUGUGAGAAUGCGAAAUUCAUCAGUUCGUGGACAAGUGGAACGAUUUCCACGCCAUGAAAACUAUACUGUGUAUGAUGAAGUUUAUCGAUGCCUGUUACCGGAGCCAAAUCAACCAUUGGCUGACACUGUAAUGCAGCCGUCAGCAUCCAUAUCCACUGCUAUGAUGCGUUGUGAAUUAGGCAGAUCAGCUAGUGACCGAGAUCAGUAUCAUUGCAGUUUGUACCGCUUACUCCGCGUCAGUGUUAUGGCCAAAUUAAAUCGGUUGUGUGAGAAGACAGCACUCGGAAGUGUGCGAAAAUUGUCGCAACAGGUACUUCUGAUUAAUCGCAGAAACGAACGCUUCAAGUGGAGUGAUGUGUUAUGGUUACAGUUGCAAGUGGUAGUUGCCGGGAGGCAAAUGAAAUCACCAAGUGAUCAAAUUAAAUCAACUCGUGAACAUGAUAAGUAUCUGAUAGCUGAACGUGAAAAACAAAAAGUGGUCUUGGAAGAAAUUCGAAAUUUCCAUUUGAACGAUAGAAAUGAGGUGACAUGUUUAUCACCGUCUACAGAGAUCUUAAGUCAAAGUCAAAGAUCACUUAAGGAGGAAUUGAAUACAGUCAAGGAUAUGUUGGAACGUUAUGAAAAUUUUGUGGCACUAUAUCCUAAUAUGCAUAGCAUGGAGCGAUCAACAAAUAUGGAUGAAUUGGUCAAAACUCGAAUUCAAAUUCUUUACGCCUGGUAUAAUAUCACGAUUGAUUUGUAUGCCAGGAUAAGAGAGGUUGGUGUGAUCCUGGGUAUGUACAAAGAUCGUAAUUCCAAUGGUCGUAUUUCACUUUCUCCGAAUGUUGCACCAAAAGAUAGCGCUAUCAACGAUUACUUGAUUGCAGGACUUUCGUGGCCAUCAUUAGAUAGUCCUAUUGAUGCAAAUGAAUUCCCCUCAUCACCACAAAAUUUAAAUGAACCGGAUGACGCUUCAAGUCCACAAAAUCUAUUAUUAAAACCUCAUUCAAAUGUGAUUACAUCAGUAGACUUUCCUGUAUUACGUGAACAACCGUACAAUAUUUAUACCGCUUUCGUCUCACGUAGUUUACGACGUAAAGGUAUGCGAAAGAUAUUGCAGCGCUUGGAUAGCGUUUGCUUUACAACCAUAAAAAAGACUAUUGCAAUGUUGGAGAAAUCACCAAUUACUUAUGCAGAAGUAGUGGAAAGUGGGAACAGGCAGCGGUUGAUGCAUUAUACUAUGGUGUCAGUUCCUCAGUAUUACGUCAAUGAUUGUUUAAAAUUUGAUGAUGUAUCGCAGAAGCAGAAACGAGAUUUACCACAGAGUUUGACAAGUCAUCAAGAAUUUUUAAUGAUGAAAUUGCCAUCAUUCCAGGAUCUGUUCUUGUUUUUAGUGCGAGUACCGCUUGAUCUAGUUCACGAGUGGUUAAAAAUGCGUAGAUCUGCACAACUUCCAUCUGACUUGUUAACUCUACAAACGGUAAUGGAGGACUGCCACGAUUGUAUUGAGGCUGCAAUUGCUGUGAAGCAUCGAUUUGUAUCAUUGGUACAGUUGGCUGGUGUUGAUAACAAAGUGCUGUUUGGUUUCCUGGUACCGUUUGAGGAUGAAUUGGCCGAGGUUUUUAAGAGCUACCUUACAUGCAUUCGUGACUGGGUACAUGGAGAAGUCACUACUGAGGGAAUGAGCGUCGAAUGGACUGAACGAGUUAUUCAGAAUCUGACGUCACAGUGGUCGGUGGCGAGACGUUUUGCUGUAAACGUAAUUUCUGGUGAAAGUGAAACAGUGCAUCGAUUUUGUAUAAUUGCGGGUGAUUUAAUGCGCAAAAUGGUCAAUGACUAUUUGCCAGAAAAAGAAGAUCUGAUGGAUGAAUGCAGAAGUAAUUUUGAGAAUGCUUGUACUGAUGGUUUGCAAGAAUAUGACGAUUUGUCGCUGCGACGGAAUGCAUCACAAAUAUUCAUUACGUGUAGGCAUUUUAAAUCACUGGUUUGUCAAAUGAAGGAUCGUUCCUUGCGGUCGCUUGCAUUCACUGGGAUGCUUCUGAGGGAUAUUGAAAUAUGUGCCCUCUAUAACUUAAAGUCUGCUGACAUGCAUAGCUGCCUGUCUCAGUUACUUAUUUCACAUCAUUCACAAGUCGUUAUUUCUAAUGAUUUAACAAAUAUAAACAGUAACUACGUGAUGUUUUGUGAUCAAAACGCAUCAGAAAAUAUCGAUUUCCUUCGGAUAUUGCUCAACAUUACAUGUUCUCGUCAUCGUGCUGAAUUACCAAAAGAUGUUGUUGAUUGCAGCGGUUACUUGUUGAUUAUUUCACUUCGAACAUGUUUUGUUGAUUUUUCUCAAGAAAUGUGGAGUGGGACACGUUUGACGAUCGAUCUUGAUGCGGAUACUGAACUUUCCUUGCGCUAUUUUCAGUUAUCGAACGAUGCAUGUCUGUUAGCAAUCAGUGCUCCCUCAUUACUAAAAAUGAGAGAAUUAUUUAUUCGAAAUAUGACAGCAGGAAAUGGUUUCAUGUUUGAAGUACUGGAAGAGCAAGCAUCUUGUCAUGAUAUCGUCAUUGAGAGCACAAAACAACUCAGAGAACUUGCGUAUCGAACAUGCCAAAUGUUAUUUGACGAAUUUGCUGGUAAAAUGGUUAGAGAUGUGUUAGAUGGACAAGAAUUAAGUUCUCUCGAUAUUAAUGAAUUAGAGUCCGUUCGAGCUACACUCAUACAAGCGUAUAAUCUUGCUUUUGAGUACCAUCGAGAAUUCUAUCGAAUAUUACCGAAACAGGAUCGUCACUCUUUUGCCUGGCAAACGGUUUGCUGGGCAAAGGAUUGGUUACAUUUUGCAUUAGAAUUUGUUAAUCCAGGUGAUGGAACUGUUCCACUAUGGGCGAUACAGUCAUUUCAAUUUUUAAUAUUGGCAGCAUGUCCUGAACUAACUGUAGCAUUAACAGAAGAACAAUUUCAGACUUUGGUGAAAAUUGUGGAUGCAUGCGUUGCGCAUGUUGUGGGUAGCGGUAUUCCAGAUUCAGUCCUGGUGAAUGGAACGUUCUUCGACUGUGAAGUGGACAAUACAAGUUCCCGUGGUCGUACGGAAUCUAAGCCGUAUUCUGUGACAGAUGCCACAGCUCGUUCUCAAAGAAUUUCCAAGCUGUUGCGUAACAUCGAUGAAAAGCGUAAUAGACAUUUAGAGGCGGACAACAAGAUUGGUCGAAUAACAGAAGGUGGUCGAAGAGCGUUGACAUUAUCAACAUAUUUUAAUCCGAAAAAGCGAGCACCAUUUGAAUGGCAACGACUAGAAAAAAAGAUUGGAUGUGGAAAGUUUGGUACAGUAUAUUUGGUGAUGAAUUUAACUGAAAACUGUUUGAUGGCUAUGAAACAAAUCCGUAUUGAACGAAAUGAUAAGGCAUUGCUGGCUUUGGUUGAUGAAGUGGAGAAUUUGAGCUUAUUGGAUCAUCCAAAUUUGGUUAAAUAUUAUGCAGUAGAAGUUCAUCGGGAAGAAUUGCUUAUUUUUAUGGAAUACUGUUCCGAAGGGACACUUGAAGAAGUAUGUCGUGAGGGUUUACUGGAUAUGCGAUGCGUUCGGCGAUAUACACAUUUCUUGUUAAAAGGAGUGGAAUAUAUACAUAUGAAAAUGAUGAUUCAUCGAGAUAUAAAGCCUGCAAAUAUAUUCCUCGGAAAGAGGGACGUUUUGAAACUUGGCGAUUUUGGAAGUUCAGUGAGAUUGAAGGAUGGUACAACAGCUUGUGGUGAAGUAGCUGAAUGGGUUGGUACUCCGGCUUAUAUGGCACCAGAAGUACAGACGCUUGGUGGACGGACAGAAAUGAACGGUAAAGAGGAACUUGUUGGAUAUGGCAGAGCAGCUGACAUUUGGAGCGUUGGAUGCGUAGUUCUACAAAUGUGUACGGGCAAGCCUCCAUGGCAUGAAUGUGAACAAGUACUGCAAGUUGUUUUUCGUGUUGGUAGUGGUAUGAGACCAACAAUACCGCAAAGCUUGCAAGCAGAUUUGACAUGUUAUUCAUUUUUGGACCUGUGUUUCCAGGUCGAGCCAAGUAAACGAGCUACGGCUGAGCAACUUCGCAAAGAUCCAUUUGCUGAUAUAAAUGUUUGUGAAAGUUGUGAUUCGCGAAGUUGA
Molecule: messenger RNA, 4284 nt
Organism: Brugia malayi
Lineage: Eukaryota; Metazoa; Nematoda; Chromadorea; Rhabditida; Onchocercidae
Gene: Bma-mtk-1
Exons: 28
Coding region: 1-4284 (1427 amino acids)
Biological process (GO): MAPK cascade; protein phosphorylation
Molecular function (GO): protein kinase activity; ATP binding
Source: RefSeq, a predicted model, not a curated record